CAGAUCCCUGGGCUGGGGGGGGGUCUGGCUCUCCCCCUCUCCCUGCCUCCUCUCAGGGCACCGGCGGGCCUGCAGGACCACCCAGUCCUUUCCCUCAGAUAUCGGCUGCCUGUGAUUUUGGUCCGAGGCGGUGGGCCGGUCUCCCCCACUCUACUCCACCCCACCCCACCCCACCCCUGGCCCUUCUCUCUAGCCCCUCGGGUUCCCACGCUCUGCCUGGCCCAGCCCUAAGAAAGCCUUCCUUCCUGGGCAGAACAGAGCAGGAGGAACGGGGGGGGGGGAAGAUUCACGCUGCUCCACCCCUGCUCCAGUUUGGCUUCUUGGGCGUUUAACUCCAGCUUUCCAGCAGAGCGCUGCCAGAGGGAAGGCGGCCUUUCCUUUCCUCUCCACGUCUCACUGGGGCUUCUCGGCUUCCUUUUUCAUUCCAUUUUUGGUACUAUAGGCCAGACCUGCCGGGGACAAGUCUCCUGUACCAGGGUUCACAAACGCUUGGCUCCAGCCCUGCCCUGUGCCUCCACGCCACGGACAGUCCCACGGCAUUCCGCAAUGCUUCUUUCCCUUGCGAAGGGGUCCAGGACAGUGGGAUGGAGAAAUGUCUUCCUCUGGGGCACAAGGAGGCCAGAGGGGAGGCAUCUCCCAUAACCUUCGUGGGGAAGCUUCCUACCUGAAACCAGUCAGGGCCUGGGAAGGGUCUCACGAUGUCCACAAAGCGCCAGGGGAAGAAGAAAGGGCAGCCACGCAGGAUGGUGCCGACAGCCACUGGGGCUGGUGCAGAGGGGCCUGUGCAGGAUGAGGCCACAGUGAUGCUCCUGCAAGAACAAUACGAGCGCAUCUGCCACGACCUGGAGCACCUGAGAAGACAGAGGGGGCAGCUGCAGGCCCAGCACCGCUUCCUCCAGCAGGAGGGACAGGAGCUCCACGUUCAGAGCCAGGAAUUCUUGGGCUACUUGGGCAAGCGGGCCCAGUGGCGCCAGGGGCUUGCCGUUUCCCUGAGCGAGGAGAACCAAGCCUUACUGGCGGAGACUCAGCAGCACCACCAGGAGCUUCUGGCCUGCAUGAAGGCACAGGAGGAGGCCCUGCACAAACAGUUGUUGCAGAAAGAGGCUGAGCUGGCCCACCUCACCUCUGAACUGGAGGGGCUGCGCUGGGUCCAGGACUUGCAGAAAGAACAGGCACGCCACAUUCAGGUGCUACAGCAGGAGCUGGCCACUGCCCGGAAGCAACAGCUGGAGCGCCUGCAAGCCGCCAAGACCCGCUUCCUACAGGAGAAGGCUGCUCAUGAGCAGGAGGUGCAGCGGAGGGCAGGGCUUUGGGUGCAAGAGGCCCAAGGGGCUGCCUCCCGGUCCCUGCAGGAACAUAGCCAGGCUGUUCGGCAACAGAACCAGGAGCUGAGGCAGGAGCUGUAUCGGCUGGUCCAACGAGUGCAGAAGCUCCAAGCGUACAAGCACCACUUGCAGCAAAAAGUCCAGCAUUUGCAUCAGGAACAUGGCUUCCUGCAAGACCUGAUACCCUUGCACUCCAGGGUGGGUCGGUGGAUGGUGGACCCCUAAGCAAGGAAACCCCAGCAGGAAAAGCACAGAGGGUGAGGCGGUCCUUCCCUGAGCUGUCCAAGGAACCCAAUGGGUGGAAGGGUUUCCUAGACCCCUUUGUUGUGGUUUAGUCAUUUAGUUGUGCCCGACUCUUCGUGACCCCACUGACGAGAGCACGCCAGGCCCUCCUGUCUUCCACGGCCUCCUGGAGUUGGGAAAAAGUCAUGCUGGUUGCUUCAAUGACACAGUCAAACCAUCUC
This is a messenger RNA of Pogona vitticeps (central bearded dragon), 1789 nucleotides long. Lineage: Eukaryota; Metazoa; Chordata; Lepidosauria; Squamata; Agamidae. The record is from RefSeq and is a predicted model, not a curated record.